Molecule: messenger RNA, 1740 nt
Organism: Ipomoea nil (Japanese morning glory)
Lineage: Eukaryota; Viridiplantae; Streptophyta; Magnoliopsida; Solanales; Convolvulaceae
Product: acyl-lipid (9-3)-desaturase-like
Exons: 1
Coding region: 202-1545 (447 amino acids)
Biological process (GO): lipid metabolic process
Cellular component (GO): membrane
Molecular function (GO): oxidoreductase activity, acting on paired donors, with oxidation of a pair of donors resulting in the reduction of molecular oxygen to two molecules of water
Source: RefSeq, a predicted model, not a curated record
UUAAAAAUGCCCAGUAUAUCCUAUGGACUGCCCAUCUGUUCACAUGCUCUAAAUCUUGAAAUCCUGAUUGUGUUGGAGAGGAAGAUAACUUUGAAGAAACUGAAAAGGAUCUUCUGGGAUCUCUUUCUUGAAUUCCAUUUUUUAUUUUUUCCUUGAAAAGGUUCGUUUUUUCACUUUUCAGAAGCAGCAUUCCGGGCAUCAAUGGCGGAAUCCAAGAAGUACAUUACUGCUGAGGAGCUGAAGAAGCACAACAAAGCAGGGGAUCUGUGGGUGUCUAUUCAGGGGAAAGUGUAUGAUGUUUCAGAGUGGGUGAAAGUCCACCCAGGUGGGGAGCUGCCUCUGAGGAGCCUUGCAGGCCAAGAUGUGACCGAUGCUUUUGUGGCAUUCCACCCAGGGGCUGUCUGGCACCACCUUGACAGAUUCUUCAAUGGCUUUUACCUCAGGGACUACACAGUAUCCGAGGUGUCCAAGGAUUACAGGAGGCUGGUGUCUGAGUUCUCCAAGAUGGGGCUGUUUGAGAAGAAAGGGCAUGGGGUUUUCUUCUCCAUGUGCUUCAUUGCUAUCAUAUUUGCUGUGAGUGUUUAUGGGGUUUUGUGCAGUGAAAAUGUGUGGGUGCAUUUGGUUAGUGGAGGGCUGAUGGGGUUUCUGUGGAUUCAGAGUGGGUGGUUAGGGCAUGAUUCUGGGCACUAUCAGAUUAUGAUGAGUAAAGGGUGUAACAGAUUUGCCCAGAUCCUUACUGGGAAUUGUCUUGCAGGGAUAAGCAUUGGGUGGUGGAAAUGGAACCACAAUGCCCACCACAUUUCCUGCAACAGCCUUGACCAUGAUCCUGAUCUUCAGCACCUGCCUUUCUUUGUGGUAUCUUCCAAGUUCUUUAGCUCACUCACUUCAUAUAUCUAUGAAAGAAAGAUGAACUUUGACACAUUUGCUAGGUUCUUGGUUAGCUAUCAGCAUUGGACAUAUUAUCCUGUCAUGUGUUUUGCUAGGAUUAAUCUGUUUGCACAGUCAUUUGCACUGUUAUUGUCCAACAGAAAAGUGCCCAAUAGGGGGCAGGAGCUAUUGGGGCUGCUUGCAUUUUGGGUCUGGUAUCCAUUGCUGGUUUCUUGCUUGCCCAAUUGGUGGGAGAGAAUCAUGUUUGUGGUGGCUAGUUUUACAGUGACCGGGAUUCAGCACGUUCAGUUCACCCUCAACCAUUUCUCGUCCAGCGUUUAUGUUGGACCGCCUACUAGCCAUGACUGGUUCGAGAAGCAGACUAAUGGAACUCUUGGCAUUUCCUGCUCUUCUUGGAUGGAUUGGUUCCAUGGAGGGCUGCAGUUUCAGGUUGAACAUCAUUUAUUUCCCAGGUUGCCAAGGUGUCAUCUCAGGAAAGUGUCUCCCUUUGUUAAGGAUCUGUGCAGAAAGCAUGGUUUGCCCUACAACUGCGCCUCGUUCUGGAAGGCGAACCUAUUGACUAUCAGAACGCUUCGUAAUGCUGCACUGCAGGCGCGGGACUUGACCAAGCCAGUGCCCAAGAACUUAGUCUGGGAAGCUGUUAAUACCCAUGGUUGAGGCUGCUGGAUGGAGUUCUUGAGGAUCUCAUCUGUUCUGUGUCAUUUUCACUUCGAAAAUGAGAAGAAUUCUUUUACAUUGUUUUAUGGCUUUUUUUGGAUGAAUUGUAGCUAAGAUAAUGUUAUCUCCAAACCUCUAGCAUUGCUGCAUUGUUACUGUAAUUUCUAUGAAAUGUUAUGUCUUUUUUUUUUUUUU